Molecule: messenger RNA, 558 nt
Organism: Aspergillus tubingensis
Lineage: Eukaryota; Fungi; Ascomycota; Eurotiomycetes; Eurotiales; Aspergillaceae
Product: transcription factor domain family protein
Exons: 3
Coding region: 1-558 (185 amino acids)
Source: RefSeq, a predicted model, not a curated record
AUGAAGGCAUCAUUCACCACUACUGUCCUCUCUGGCCUUGCUGCCAUCGGCAGCGUAGCUGCCAACCCUCUGCGUCCGCUAGGGGACCUUGUCAAGCGCAAUCCCGACGGCAACUUCACCCUCUACGCCUACGGACUUACCUCUGAACCCGUCAAGUUAUUCUACGCCGAUGGACUGGCCUACUUCGGCACCGCCUCCGACUGGACCUACGGCUCCGUCGUGACUGACAUCACCAUGACCUACAGCUCCGACGAAGUCUUCGCCGAAGCUCUCACCGAGGGCGUGACCCUCCCUGAUGAUACUCUGCUGUACAUCCGCCCCAACGCGGACGAGGUCACCGAGGUUGGCUUCACGGGCGAUGACACUCCCUCGGAUGCCGUAACUGAUCAGUGGAUCUGGUACGGUGGCUGGAUCAUGUAUGAAUCCGACUCUGGGGAGCUGUUUGAUACGUUCUAUGUCAAGGAUACCAAUGUCUCGACGGUGUGGCAGCUGUUUUGGGUUCCCGAGGGGGUGUCGAGCAGUGGGUAUACGAGUGCAAAUGUGCGGGAUGUUGCUUGA